Molecule: messenger RNA, 10054 nt
Organism: Macrobrachium nipponense
Lineage: Eukaryota; Metazoa; Arthropoda; Malacostraca; Decapoda; Palaemonidae
Product: PR domain zinc finger protein 1-like
Exons: 2
Coding region: 1475-2890 (471 amino acids)
Biological process (GO): regulation of transcription by RNA polymerase II; embryonic pattern specification; embryonic hindgut morphogenesis
Cellular component (GO): nucleus
Molecular function (GO): RNA polymerase II transcription regulatory region sequence-specific DNA binding; DNA-binding transcription factor activity, RNA polymerase II-specific
Source: RefSeq, a predicted model, not a curated record
CGCAAGAGGCCCGUUACUUUACGGUGCGCGCGACGACGUCCGCUACAACAACGGGUUUAGACGGCGGUGCCAUCGACUCGCUCCUCCUUCCCCCAGCCAGUCACUGGGUUAGUGAUGUCUUCUUGCGCUGGUGCCCCACUGGAAUCAUCAGCAUCAUCAUCACCUCUUGACCCUGCGGAGGUGGAGGAGGAAGUUCAGGAGGAAGGAGGCAGGUUGUGUCGUGCCAGAGAACUUCGAAGACCAAGAUAGGGGCGAGGCAAAGGCCAGAGAGACACCACCGCCUUCAGGAGGAGGAGCGCAAAUCUGCUGGGCACUGGGCGCUGGGCAUGGGGCGUAACCGAGAACACCGAAGACCAGAAGGCAAAGGCCAGAGAGACCACUGCCGCCAUCAGGAGGAGCUGCUGCGGGGCACUGGGCACAGGGAGUAGAAUUGGUGACAAACUCUUGUGGAACAAGAGGCCCAAGUGCCAAGAGCCCACAGCCUUAAGAAGGAGCUUCUAGACACUGGGCGCUGGGCGUGGAAUUGGUGACAAACUCUUGUGGAACAAGAGGCCUAAGUGCCACGAGACAACCGCCAUCAGAAGGAGCUUCUGGGCACUGGGCACUGGGAGUGGAAUUGGUUACAAGCCCUUCUGGAACAAGAAGGGCCAAGUGCCAAGAGACCACCACAAUCAGAAGGACCUUCUGGGCACUGGGGCAAAGGCGGCGUACAAUUGGUGACGAGCCCUUCCAACGUUAGUGCCUGCCAAGCCAAAAUCGCUACAGAAUAAAAGUGCGAGUGCGUGCGCGUGUGUGCGUGCGUGCGUGCCUGUGUGUAGCAUCGAACAACAGAGGAGGUGGGAGGGAGAGAGAGGGGCGGUCUCAGAACCAGGUGAAACUUGUCGACGGUCCCCCGGGUCUCGUCGGAGGUGGCGGCGGCGGCGGCGCUCGGUGGGUUUUCCCUUUUAGUGUGGGUCUGUGUAUGUAGGUCACGCAGUUUCGCUUUUACGGUGGUAUGCGAUGGUUGUGGCCGUGUCUCAUGGUAGCGUGUGUGAGGCGCGACUCUGCCCGUGAUCGCCACGGAUCGACUCUGAGACACUGGACAACUUGGUGGUGCACUUUUGGUUCAGAUACACAAAGUGUUCUCGUUGGUGUGUAGUGGUGGCUACCCCCUACACAUACACACACAUAGAUAGAGAGGCAGUGUACUUAAGAGUGUACCACUUCAGUGUAGCAACCAUUCGAGUGGAAUUUGUAUAUUCAAAACAGCAAAAUAAUUCUCGAGGCGAAUUUCUGUUUUUUGCGGGAAGUGAGGUGCUCCAGUGACCACGACAGAAAAGUUAUAUUCGAAAAGGAGCUGUGUUGUGUGCCCCCAGUGAUUCUAGGAUACUGACACAUAAAGCUUUUGAGAGAGCGACGUGAAAACAGAAUAUUUUUUCCUCCCUUUUCUUCAGGCGAGUCUUGAAAACAAACGUCAAGGAACCUGCUGAACGCCAUGGACGUCAGUCCCCCGAUCCGCCUAGACGACCACUUCAAAUCGACCGACCUGUUCGACCUGGUGUCGUGCACAGAGUACGACCUAAGCGGCACGGGCAUCGGCAGCGACUGGGAGGCCCUGGACGACAUCGUAGGCCGCAACGUCAACAACAACAACAACAACGUCUCCGUCGGGGACCUGUCACAGUCUUGGUUCAACGGGCCAUACCCGGACCCCCCUACACCGACGCCUCCUCCUCCCCCGCCUCCGUCAGCGGUAGUACACCACUCUCAGGACAAGGAGAAGGACACGAGCGAUAAGAUGUGGGGUGGCGGAGGCGGUGGAGGUGGGGGAGGGACGACCGAGAAGGUUGUCAACAGCGCCACGGGGAACACCAUCAUCAUCACAUUCCCCCCUGCGGAUGGGGGCCACUCCGUGCCCGACACUUCAGACGCCGUCCACAACCCCUCUCCGCCCAUGACGGAGCACAACAACCUCGACCUCUUCAACUCCAUCCUCAACGAGAAGCCCUACGACGUCAUGGGGUCACACAACCACCGGUCGCCGGCUUCAGACUGCGUCUCCUACGCCAGCGCCUGCUCGGGUUACAGCGACUCUGGGAUAUCCACUUCUCCCGAAGACACAGCUUCGCCAAACGGAGGCGGUCACCAUGAUCCUGUCGACUUCGAUCGUCUGGUGGACUCGGCUGUAGACUCACUCGUGUACUCUCCCGGUGCAGGAGGCCUUGGACAAGUGGACGACGCCGCAGGCCUCGAAGGCAGCGGCAGCUUCCUGUCAAAUACUCAGAUGUCGUCUUACAUGACGCCCGUCACCCAGAGCAAUGAUGUCUCCUCCAUCUUGGAAGGAGCUCUGAGAGGAACCGUCAGGCGCCCUGGAGGUCCCUCCCAAGCACCGACACAACUCAGCAAAGUGAGUGAGUCUAAAACUCUGACUCUCAUGUCCAACAUGACACCCCUUCCCCCCCUCACGACAGCCUUCAAAGCCGAGCAGCUGAACGGAGUCGCUGGGUCGACCCAAAUCAGCAGCAGCAAUGGGAUGUACGUCACCACAGGGUACGACUACCACCCACCUCCCGCCGAGGAGUUCAACAGCCUAGAUGCAUCCUUCACUAAGUUGUCAACAGCUACGACCACAAAGGUGAACAGCAUGUCAGACUCGACCAAGCCCAAGAAGCGCAAGUACACAAAACGACAGCCAGGGGAGGAACCGACAACCAAGGGACGCCUGCUGCACUUCUGCCACAUCUGCAACAAGGGCUUCAAGGACAAGUACAGCGUCAAUGUGCACAUCCGCACUCACACAGGUGAGAAGCCCUUCAACUGCGAGCUGUGUGGCAAGUGCUUCCGGCAAAAGGCCCACUUAGCCAAGCACGUCCAGAUCCACACCACUCCAAAGCCCCCGGGAAAAAGGUGAAGGAAUGACGACCACAAGCACUACUACUGCUGCUGCUGCCGCUGCAUCCAGCCAGCCAGCCAGCUAGCCAGUCAGCCAGUCAGCCAGCCAGCUUUCCAGUGCAGUGCCCUGUAUCUGUCUGCGUACAUCACCGCUACUGCAGGCCACUCCUGUUCAUGGCGGGCCACGGGCCUACAACCAUAAAAAAAAAGGCUAGGCUGUGGCCAGGCCACAGCCGUGGGUUGCGAUCCACGUCUCACUGUCGUACCUGCUCCUUGUUCUUAAGCUGUCUUUUUGCGUUAUCUGCAGCUUCCUACUGUUAGAGAGGAUAUGGGAAUCCAAUAAUUAACACUUACAUUUAGGAAGAAGGGUGCAGCCAAUACUCAACGCGUGCAAAUAGCCCAUCACUAACCCACAGAGAGACUGAGAGAGAGUGAUAGAAAGACUGAGAGAAAGUGUGAGAGAAAAUGAGGAGGAGAGAAAGGGUGUGUGUGUCCUGCACCCUCUAUUAGGGCUCAUGUAUUAGAUUCAAUUUUAUUACUUGUUAAGUUUUUUAUUUCUUUACAGUAAUCCCCCGUAAUCCACUAGCUGGCUAGUGCUUAUGAUAUAUUUGUCAAUUGCUGUAAGGAGAGCUUCCUUAUAAUGAAUUGAUUUGAUUUCAUUUAUAUAUAAAGAGAAAAAAUAUAGGUUGUCAUUUCUUUGUUUCAUAGGGUGCCAUUAUUACUUCGAAGCUUCAACUGCAAGUUUACUAUUUUCCUUGUCCAUCCGUUUGUGACGUCUUCACCUCGUGACGAAGGCAAAUUAGCCCUUAAGACAACCUGGCGUUGCGACUGAUUUGGCUUGGCACGUUGGUGAGAUGGCUGACAGGCGCUGCAUUUUUCUAUGAUUUCCGAAUGUAAUUCUUUAGUUGAGGGUCUUACAAUAAUUCUUCUUGUUUUUCUAUGGUCCAGUUAUGGUCUCCUGAGGUCACAAUAAGGACUGGUUGUGUCAACCAACUUGAUUUCACAAUGAUGAGAAAGUUACUCAAGUGGAAUAAAUAUCUUGGGCAAGAAUCAUUAUUGCUCUGAUGAUACUGCACCAUCUUGAAUUCCAUAUACUUAUGGUUCUUGAAGACUUUGAUACAAAAAUAUGAAGAUUAAGGGAAGGAAUACUUUAGCCAAGGUGCUUAAAAACAUCAAAUGAAUCUGAAAAUCUGCUGGUGGUGGUGGGAUUAUUGUUAUUUUCCUUAAAUAGGGCCAUGGAUUAAUAUACAACCUCCUCAUACCCUAUUAAACUUUAGGCAACUGAUAAACUCAAGAAACACGCCUAAGUUUUUGAAUGUUUUUAAAAGUAAACAUUCUGUAUCUAUAUUGUGAAUCUAUAUCAAGAACCAUCAACCUUUACUAGUUUGAAGAGCUAACUGAUGAAUCUGCCCUUAUCUAAAGCUACCUUGCACAUUCCGGGAGUCUAAUGAAAAAUGACUUUCUUAAAUUCCACUUAUAAAACAAUUUCAAACCCUUCAUUGUGCUCUGAGGCCACUUUGUAUCUGAACCUUUACCAUCAACUUUCCAAAUGCUACAGCUGUUAAGGAACUACUAUCCCUUGACCCUUUUUAUAUCUCUUGUCUUUAAUCACUUGUAAAUAGGUUUUAAGGUUAAUGAGACGAAAAUUAUUUAUAUUCCCUCCUUCGUAAAGCUCUCUCUCUACCCGCAAAGGCGACCAGACAGGUUUCAAAACUUGGUUUAACAUUACGAGCGAGGUAUGACCCUCUCUUACCUUGGCUUGAAGACCGAACUUCCUGAGCCAUAGUCAAUUGAAGGAAAGCCUGCGGUGUAGUAGAGUGGCUUCACAAGGUGGGCACUUAGGUAUUACGACUGUAAAUAAAUUCUUGAUCAGGCGUAGUAGUAAAGAGUCACAGUGCCUUCCACCUAGGCGUACAGUCAUGGAAGACGAGACGCCAUUCAGCCAAGGAUCGCGAAAAGAUGCAGGUCCCUUUCCAACCAUACCCCCCAUCAAAAAAAUUCCUCUCGUUUUCCCUCCAAAAGCAAAUUUAUAGCUGUAAUGCAUCCCAAAACCCAAACAUAUCCUUAUCAGACGCUCAGAUUAUGUGAUAUUCUAAAUGAAAUGCAAGAUCGAGCAAAAAAUAAGUCUCUUUAGAGAGCCAACAUUUUGGCAAGUAUGAAGAGAUACGGUGUCUUUUUCACCAAUCCCCAAAUCAAAUAUCUACGUGAUUUCCCCUCCAGAAACAAAUUCGCACCUACGAAACAUCCACAAACGCAAAAUUUUACUUGUCAGACGCUCAAAUUAUAUGUUGACAUUUAAAAGAAACGGAAGACGAUGCCAGAAGGAAGGUUUCUCUCUUCUGAGAGCCAACAUUCUGUUGUCGAAUGGCGCUGGGUGGAAUGUAAACAUUGUGACUUCAUGCACUCUGACUGGCUGCCAAAAUCUGAGUGAAUGCUGUGAUUGUAUGGAGACGGGCUAGUGUAAUUCCUGGUCUCCACUUUACUACAUUUUCGUAGAUGGUACUUGUGUCCCAUGAAAUAUUAUCCUUUGUCUGAAAAUUCCCCUGUUAUAAAGGUUCAUGUGCGUGCCUGUGUGUGUAUGUAAACCCAGCAAGAUUGUCUACAGGACUAUGUAACUUGCAAGGAAACACACAUGUGGCUAUAUUCAUUUAAGAAAAAAAUUGUAAGUCAGCAAUUUUAAAUAAAUUUUUUUUGUAAUAAUUUAUAAAAAUGUAUGUCUUGAAUAUGCUUGCUGUCAUAAAAUUUCUGGUGUUUCCUUAUAUUAUUAUUAUUAUUAUUAUUAUUAUUAUUAUUAUUAUUAUUAUUAUUAUUAUUAUUAUUAUUAUUAUUAUUAUUAUUAUUAUUAUUAUCAGGGACAGAGUACACUGUCUUCGAAUUUGUAGAGCUCUGCCUUCUAUUUCCAAUAGAUACCACUACAUAAAAGUGGUAGUGUAAAGCGUAUGUAUGUAUGUAUGCAUAUAUAUAAAUGUGUAUAUAUAUAUACAUAUAAACAGACGCAUAUAUUUUUCUAACCUUGACCAAGAAAGAUUUUUGUAAAAGCCAACAAUCUAUCAAACAUAUUUUUUAUUUCAACUCCUACAGAUUUCGGAAAACUGUGCAAGGUCCUCUUUUUGUUUUUCCUCGUUAUCUACACUGAGCUUAGCCCAUUCCUUUCUAUAUAAUAUAUACUAUAAUAUAUAUAUGAUUUUGUAGGUGUGGGGGAAAGGGGAUCGUUUAUUGAAUAGACCGAGAGGAAUGGGUAGUCAUUCCAGACCCUAAAUCUUCUCCUUUGAAUUCUUCUUCUUCUUCUUCGAGCCUUGCACAGUCUUCCUGGGAAUCUCUUGUUACGUAGAUGCUGUUACAUACAACUAAAAUAAAUGGUUUUAGCUCGUGGAUACAUUCAUAUAUUCACCAACAGGUUGCUGAGGAGUUUAAUUCUUAUUUUCAUCUUACUUUUUUUUUCUAUUGUAGGGGGUAUGAAAUACGCAAUAUUGGGCCUUACAAAGGCUAUCAAAAGAGCUCGUAUUGCCUUACCACGUCGUGGUCUCGGAAUCUACUGAAGCUUAAAGAGUGGCAUUGAGAAGCUGGCACCUACUGUACUGUACUGUACUGUACAGUACAGUACAGUACAGUACUGUACAUUGUUGAAGGGUGCUAAAGAGAGUUUGCUGAAAGUGGUAAGGCUCAUGAUGCUGUUGAAAGCUAAUAAGGAAUAUGAGCUUAAAGGGUACAAGCCAAAGGUCCAGUUCGAAGACGCCUCAAUGAUGUAAAGUAGAGAAAAAUCAUAAAAAAUACUUACUGAGGCUUCUGAUGUAUAGAUUUAGGUUUAAUAAUUUUAUUAUUAUUAUUAUUAUUAUUAUUAUUAUUAUAAUUAUUAUUAUUAUUAUUUGUUGUUAUCUGCAUUCACUAAGAGAUUAUUAAUUUAAUGAUUAUAUUCAAUUAAAAUAUAAUUCCUCGGAUAUGGGACGUAGGCCUUUUUCAUAAGCUAAGACGGUCCUCCCCCAAAAAAUCUUCGACGGCGGGACGGGACGGGACAGUCCCGUUGGAGAAGGACCGUGGGACCAAAACAACAAGGUGUCAUAAACGCGAUCAGAAACGGUCUGGCUAGGGUAGAAGACUUGACGUCACGCUAAUUCCACCUUGCUGAAUCAGAUACUACUUUAGGUGAUUAUGCUCCAAGCAAGUGGGUUCUUGUAGAGAUUCUCUUCUGGGAACACAAUGUCUCUCUACAGAAGUGGAUUCGUGUAGUAAUUCCCUUCUGGGAACAAUGUUUCUCCACAGGAAUGGAUACUUUCAGUGAUUCUCUUCUGGGAACACAGUGUCUCUUCACAGAAGUGGAUUCUUGUAGCAAUUCCCUUCUGGGGACACAAUGUCUCCACAGAAAUGGAUAUUUUCAGUGAUUCUCUUCUGGGGACACAAUGUCUCCACAGAAGUGGAUUCUUGUAGAGAUUCUCUUCUGGGAACACAGUGUCUCUUCACAGAGUGGAAUCUUGUAGUAAUUCCCUUCUGAAACACGAUGUCUCCACAGAAAUGGAUAUUUUCAGUGAUCCUCUUCUGGAUACACAAUGUCUCUCCCUAGAAGCGGAUUCUUUCAGUUGAUUCCCUUCUGGGAAGGCGAGAACCUUAGGAUCUGAACCCCAAAAUAAGAAAUAAGGGAUUCUAUUCUAGUGAUUGAUUUGUGAUCGCAGCUUUUGGCACCAAUAUGACAGAAGGGUCACGUGCACAGCUUUCUACCUCUCUCACCGUCUGGAGGCAAAUGGAUAACAACAGUCAGUAUUAGAAGAAAAUAUGAUUUUAAUAUGAAAAAUGAAGGUUUUAUUGAUGCGGUCGAACUUCGCCCAAAUGAUGUACAAGUUAUUUUGACUUAGCUCAGAAAAAACAUAAAAUUCCUCACUUUUCUUUGCCUUCAGAAGAAAACGUCAAAUUUUCCAUUUUUUUUUUGCCUUCAAGACUGUGAGAAGUAGCAAGUAAGCAAGCAAGCAAGCAAGCAAGCACGCUGGUCCUACCCUACCCCCGAAAACUAUAAACCACUGGAAGGGAUAGUGAGACAAGUAUAUUCCACCUCUGGUAGUGAGAAGUUUCAUCACUCACACUGAGAUUUGAAUUCAAUGGAAGCCGUAUAUCUUUUGGUUCGAUAACUCUCUUGAUUUCUACGAAUUGGAAAGAAAUAACGUCUGAUCUGAUGUUUUUACUCUUGAUGGAACAGGAAGCUUUCUGUAGAUUAAAAAAACCAAGUAUUUUUGUUCUUGUAUCUCAAAUGCAACAGGAGAAUCUACGUUGCAUCAAUUUGCCUUUUGUUGCAAGCACAGUCAAACUCCAGACGCUUGAUUUUGCUUGCAAGGAAACUCUGAAAGAGGCGAAACAAAUAUGACAGCUUCUGUCUGACGAGAGUAAAAUAUUUCUCUUUUGAGAGAAAAAAUAAAAUAAAAAACACACAAAGUCCUCUCACUUCACUGUUUCUUGUUCUGGCUGCUGUGAUAAUUCUUUUAAAAAGUCAAUAACUUAUCUAUUUCCAUUUAUUUUGUAAUUGUGGUUUUUUUCCUUGUUAUUCAUUGCUUGUCUGUUAAAAUGUUGCUUAUAUUCUUCUCUCCCUUGAUUUUUUUUUUUUACUCUGUCGAGUGAAAAUAGUGUUAUUGCCAUAAUUAGCUCCACUGAUCUUUAUAAUAUGUACUUGUUAUGAACUCGAAACUCCAAGUCUCUUAGUCCAGGGGUUGUUCUUCUUGUUGAUUGGUUAAUGCGAUGUUUAUUCCUUGAUCCUGAUUGGUUAGGACGUCAGAAUUUAAGAUGGUGGAACGGCCACUGUUUGCCAAGACGUAGUUCAAUUCUUAAAUGCAAUGAUUUAAAAGUACCAGUUGUGCGUGUUGGGCCGUCAGUAGCAAUGGUAACGUUGCUGUAGGCACUUUUUGCAGUUGGAGGGAGGUGCCGUUACAAAGGUAAAGCUUCUAAAAGCAAUUAGAAAGGAGUGCCUACAGUUGCAAUGGAGGGAUUGCCGAUACAAAGUUAUUGCCUCUGGUUGCAAUUAGAAAGGAGUGCCUAUGCAUAGGCACUACCUAUAGUUGCAAGGGAGGAAGUGCGUGUAUAAAGGUAUUGCCUUCGAUUGCAAUUAGAAAGGAGUGCCUAUGUAUAGGCACUGCCUCCAUUUGCAAUGGAGGGAGUGCGCGUAUAAAGGUAAUGCCUCCAGUUGCAAUUAGAAAAGAGUGCCUGUACAUAGGCACUGCCUACAGCUGCAGGGAAGGGAGUGCUUUUAUAAAGGUAUAGCCUCUAGUUGCAAAUAAAAAUGAGUGCUGAUACAAAGGCAUCACUUCCAUUUGCAAGGGAAGGAGUGCAAAUAUAAAGGCACUCACUGCCUACAGCUGUAACAGGGAGAGUGUGCCGAUACAAAGGCAAUACCUCCACCAAAUUUAGAUAACAGUAGUCUGGCGUCCAAAAUUUUCCAAACAAUAGUAAUGAUAUUGCUAAGUUACCAGGAUGUGAACCAAGAACUCUCCAUCAAUUUUUUUUUUUUAUCUUAGAGUAUAUCCAAAGAUUAACUUAAAAAAAACGAAAGAAAGAAAGAAUAAAAUAAUCAGAGAUCACUGCUUUAAUAUUUUGCUCAACAACGGGACUUGAAUUUCGAGUUUAUUAUUAGAAUUAUUAUUAUUAUUAUUAUUUUCUCUAUUAUCCCUUGCCGUACCUUUGAAAGUCUUUUACCAAACGGUGUUAAAUUCCCAGUGUCCCAGCCAUUUAAAAAAAACAUAGAGAGAUUUAUAUUAUUAAUAUAACACUGUUGAACCCUCCCCAUGGAUGUUAUUUGUUUUUUUUUUAACAAAACUGAAUGGAAAAAUGGUAAAUAAAAAUCUGAAAAAUGCCUUAAAAGCACUGAACUGGGCCACUCGGGAGUCUAGCACAUGGGAAAAGACUAAGCCUUCAUUGUGUAACCUCCUAUUUUUUUUUUUUUUUUUACAAAAUGAGUGAGAUGACGUGAUUCGUACACUGAUGUACUCUCAAAAUGGUAAUAAUAUAUAUAUACAAAUAUACUAUGAAAUCGAAGCUUCAAUUUCCCAAAGCUUCUGGUAAUAUCCGGCUUUCAGACUUACUAUUAUUAUAAUAUAUUAUAUAUUUUUUUAAUCCUUGUUAUAUUCUGAAUGCUGAUUUAAAAGUGUAUCUAUGAAGGUUUUUUUUCUUGUACAUAGUUAAAUCAAUAAAUGAAAAACGCGCCACUGUC